UCACACAGCUAGUAAGUGCCUAAGGCUGGAUUUGAACUCAGGUCUUCCUGAUUCUAGGUCCAGAGCUCUGUGCACCAUGGUGCCUCUAGAGGAUUGACUGGCUGGAGUAAAAUGGUGUGUAGAGGGCAGAAAGGCUGUGAAUGGAAAUCUACCCCAGCACAGGGGGGCUGUGAGUGGGUGGGCUGGCAUGUCAGAAGUAUUGAAGAGGCUGGAGUCAUACUUCCCUUCUUCAGGUCCUCAGGGCCCCGGUACCCUUCCCCUGGCCUCAGAUUUCUCCCAAACUUCUCCACCUCUUCAGAGCCUCCUAGCCUCCCAUCCCUCCUUUUCUCAGCCUCCAAUCCCUGGGCAGGUUGCUUUCGACCAGGCCUAGCAGAGACUGCCCAUAUUGACUGAAGGGAAGAACAUUUGAUGGAUCCUCAGCCCUCCCACAAGAGGAAGGAAGGGGUGGCUUACUUGUCCAGAGGGCUCCUCACAGGCAGUGCCAUUUGGGAGAGAGGUCUUAGGACAAGGGGUGACUCCGGGGUCCCACAAGCCCUCCCUGCCCUGGAGAGAGCCUCUUUUCUAGUCUCCUCUAGUCUAGCCCUCCCCCCGGCCUUGGGGUCUGUGGUAUUUGGAAACUAAAGUCCUACAAGCAGAAUUGGGAGCCUCACUUGCCCAAGACCGGAAACCACUGUCAGCACUUCUUCUUCUGGGAGGUGGAGGAGGAGGGGAGGGAAGAGAAGAGGCCUUGGAGGGGCCAUCAUCCCAGAUCCGACAGCCUGCUGGCAACACCUUCUCAACUCUGCUCCAAGGAGCCGGUAGGAUGAAGAGUGCCGCCAUCUGCUUCUUGCUCACCAUUCUUGGGCUCCUGGUCCCAGGGCAGGCUCAGUGCCCCCUGGACGAGCUUCUAAACAAGAAGAUUGAGGAGCAGGCUGGCUCCUAUGUUCUGACUGCGCUUGAGAAGCUUCAACUAGCCUGCUCCAGCGUUACCUCUCGGGGUGCUCUAGCCACCUGCCCCUCAGGGUUCACCGUCUCAAGCUGUUCCUGCGGCUCAGCAUGCGGCUCCUGGGAUGUUCGUGAGGCCACCACUUGUCACUGCCAAUGUGCUGGAAUGGACUGGACUAGUGCCCGCUGCUGCAAGUUGGGGAGCAAGGGCUGAGCUAAGACAGAGACUUCCCUUGCCCAUUCCCCACCAAAAUCUUCUUGAGUCUGGCCUGGCCCCUUGAGACAAAGCUCUCUAGCUCUAAAGAUACAUAAACAAACAAACAAACAAAUAAAUAAACGUGGCAUGUG
Monodelphis domestica (gray short-tailed opossum) is the source of this 1272-nucleotide messenger RNA. RefSeq names its product resistin (gene RETN). Gene Ontology annotation, cellular component: extracellular region. The record is from RefSeq and is a predicted model, not a curated record. Lineage: Eukaryota; Metazoa; Chordata; Mammalia; Didelphimorphia; Didelphidae. Gene Ontology annotation, molecular function: hormone activity.